UGAAACAAAAAAUUCUAAUUUUUUUUAACCAAAAUUUUAACGACGUGCCAAUUAAUGAACAACUAAUUUAAUUAAUUAACCAUAUAGUAAAAAUAUUAAAAUAAUGACUUUAUAUCAUUUUGGUAAUUGUUUAGCACUGGUUUAUGUGCCAUAUUACAUGACCUAUAAAUACUCCGGCUUAUCUGAAUAUGGAGCCUUUUGGAAGUGCAUACAGGCUGGCGGUAUAUAUGUGUUUACACAGUUGUGUAAAAUGUUGGUUUUAGCCACGUUUUUCGACUCGGAUUCCUUAAGUAGUACAACGGGAGAUUUUAAUUUUUUGGCUGAAUUCUUACGUUGCAGUGUGGAUAUAGCUGAUUUAUUAGGGUUUGCUUUGAUUCUAUCACGCAUUCCCGGUAAGGGUCACAGCAAAUUAAUAACAGCCGGCUUAGGUUGGGCUGCUGCUGAAGUGCUUUUAUCAAGAGGUAUUAUGCUGUGGGUUGGUGCUCGAGGCACUGAAUUCAGCUGGAUUUAUAUACAAAAAUGUUUAGAGUCAAAUGUUUUACUGAUUCAACAUAUAACCACCGCUACUUUGGUUUGGUUAUUCACCCGUCAUGAUUUAAAUAAGGCUUUGAAGCCUUUGGUUACUAUUCUAUUAGUAGUCACCAUAUUCAAGGGAGUUUGGCUCGAAGGUCUCUUAAGCGUAUUGACUUUUGGCCUUUGGUCGUCUAUUGCUGUUAAGGCCUUGAUCUCCUCUUUGAUAGGAUUCGUCACCUUACACGUUUAUUCAGGUUUAGCUCAAAAAAUUGGUAUUUAAGUUUCUAUGUUCCAUAUAAAUAUUUAAAUUUUAUUAUUUGUUUAGUUAAAUGAAAUAAAGCAAUCGAUUUUUCCAAUUAUUACUUUAAAAAAAUGCAAAUAUAUUCCGUAAAUUUUAAAAGUGUUAGAAAAUAUGUAUAAAAAAUACUAAACAGUAUAUAAAUUAGAAGAAAAGAAAUAAAAAGAUAAGUUUUAAAAGAA
This is a messenger RNA of Calliphora vicina (urban bluebottle blowfly), 993 nucleotides long. RefSeq names its product BOS complex subunit TMEM147. The coding region runs from base 104 to 793 and encodes 229 amino acids. The record is from RefSeq and is a predicted model, not a curated record. Lineage: Eukaryota; Metazoa; Arthropoda; Insecta; Diptera; Calliphoridae. The transcript is spliced from 4 exons.